This is a messenger RNA of Panicum virgatum (switchgrass), 1076 nucleotides long. RefSeq lists its product as uncharacterized. The transcript has a single exon. The record is from RefSeq and is a predicted model, not a curated record. The coding region runs from base 100 to 684 and encodes 194 amino acids. Lineage: Eukaryota; Viridiplantae; Streptophyta; Magnoliopsida; Poales; Poaceae.
GCCGGAAACCACCACCCCAAUAAAACCCGCGAGCCCCUCGCCGCGCCCCCCGCCUCCCAACCCCACACCGACCACGCGCCGCGCCUUAGCCUAAUCGCCAUGGACGCCGCCGGCGGGGGCGGUGGCGGCGCCGACGAGGCGGACGCCGCCUUCUUCUCCCGGCGCGGGCACCGCUGCUGCGGCUGCUUCUGGGCGCCACCGUGGGCGGCGGCCUCCUCGCCGUCCCCGUCCCCGCGCGCGCGCCGCGCGGAGCCGGCGGGCGAGGAGUGGUGGCACCGCGUCGGGGGCGGGGGCGGCGGGGCGGCGGCGGGCCGCCGCCGGUGGUGGCGGCGCGGGGUGGACGCGCUGAUGAAGGCGCGGGAGUGGUCGGAGCUGGUGGCCGGCCCGCGGUGGAAGACCUUCAUCCGCCGGCUCCGGUUCCGCCGCGGCGGCCCGCGCCACGGGGCCGGCGGCGGGAAGCUCAGCUACGACCCGCUCAGCUACGCGCUCAACUUCGACGGCGGCGGCGGCGGGCCCGAGGGCGACGACGACUACGCGGGGCACCUCGACUUCUCCGCGCGCUUCGUCGCGCCGCCGCCGGCCUCCGCCAGGUCGUCCAUGGACCUCGGCGGCCGCGACGCGCCGCCGCUGUUCCUCCACCAGGCGCACUCCCCGCGCGCGCCCCCGGCCGCGGCCAGGGGCUGACGUCGACGCGGCGCCCGGGCGGGCGUAACCGCCGGCCUUGGCCGCGUGCCAUUGAUGGGGCGGUAGGAGGCGAUAAGGCGGGCAGGGGAGGCCGUCGCUUUCGUCCUCUUGGUCGCCCGGUUGUUCUUGCUUUUUGCUUGCGAUGAGAUGAUGAAGCAUGGUGUCCAUAGGAUAGGGAGGGUCCUUACUAAAUUUCUUUUCUUCUUGUCUUUUUGCGUGUAAUUUUUGUAAAAUAGAUUGCUACUCUAUACCGUCCAAAUUUGUCACAAUAGACAUAGAAAUUGUUUGUUCUUGGAGGAAGAGAUGAGACAAGUACAGGCACAGCGCAUCAUGUUCUAUGAUCAUCCAUGCUGAGAUACCUCCAGUAUAAGAUGUCAUCAGCAGUGCGUUAA